CAAACGUAUUAGGCUGUGAAUUAAAAGUUAUUAAAAGCUGCACGUAUCAGAAAUUUUUUCCUGUUUAAACUCAGAAUAGUUGAAGGUUCAUUGAAUUGACAUACUCGAUGAAUAAUUCAUACAGCAAACAAAAAAACCUUUCAUUGAUUGUGUACCUUCCCGGGCCGUGUUUCAUCAUUACUUAGUCAAUAGGUAUAAAAACCGAGGUGUGGAGUUGUUCGAUGGUAGGAAAAUGCGGCGUGUUGCUAUGAGCGUUUCUUUCGGCCUUUUCUUGGCCAUCCUUCUUAAUAUCUCCGCCCAGCAGUCAGCGUCGACCACCCGCCGCUGUAGAAAGAAUGAUCAACAUAAUGCUGUCUUCGGUACAAAACAACCGGACGACAAUACGCAACAGCUCUUGCGCAGCGAAAACAUCAAGGUGGGUCCGAGACAAAAGAAAUCGACCACAUAUCCGUUCGUUUAUCCUGAACAAGGCGACAUCCGAGGCAACAUAACUUACAUCGAAGCGUCCGAUCGGACGGCCGACGGCAAAGGCGGCUGCGUCUUCCUCAUAGAAGGCGGAGUUGGGUACGAUAAUGUCACUCUACACUUCAGAACUCAGAAGAGCUUAGGGAUGGAGUUCGUCGUCAGUAUAUACGGUAAACCCAAGCAGCCUUCUUAAAAUUAAUAUUUUUUGAAUGAAUUAACCUUCGACGAUUUCACGGAAAAUCUUCCUUUUACUACCCUAAAUCUCUAUAUAUUAGCAAAAUAUACUAUACGUUGACAGCAGAUGGACUUCAUGUAAUGCUUUGUGUAUGUAAGCCGUCCAUAAAAGAAUAAAACAGUUCGUUAAUGUUGUUAUUACUA
This is a messenger RNA of Cimex lectularius (bed bug), 843 nucleotides long. RefSeq lists its product as uncharacterized. NCBI's taxonomy places the organism in Eukaryota, Metazoa, Arthropoda, Insecta, Hemiptera, Cimicidae. The transcript has 2 exons. Bases 233 to 658 code for a protein of 141 amino acids. The record is from RefSeq and is a predicted model, not a curated record.